AUGCCGCUUAACUGGUACCUAUUGAAGACGACCGGGUCGAUGACCAGGGCCAACACCUACAUUCGGAAGUUCACCGAGGGAUCAGAGCGCAGCGGCGUGCUCAGCACAGCCCCCAAACUGCCGAAGAAGAAAAGUACCACGUUCAGGGUCUCGGAAUUGGAUCGCAUUUCCUACCUUUCCUCUUCCUCCCGGAGGAGCAGGGGGACGAGCAACCGUUCGGGUCAGUUAAAAGAGCCCAAGAAAGCCCAAACGCUGGACACCUGUCCCUUGCACUCCAAUGCGAUCCCCAAAAAGGAGCCAGUGGUUCAGGACACUCCCUGCAUGCGGGAGUUUUUCAACGAGGUGCGGGAGCGGGAGCUCAAGAGCUACUAUCUGCAGAUGAAGGCUGCCCAAAGGGUUCCAGCUCCGGCCCAUUUGUGUUCGGACUGUGGCCUGCCAAAGCGGGACAAGAAGGAUCUUAGCCAGAACAUUUACUGUUCCGGAGAUAUGAACUUGCGGCGAAGUAGAGCUCAGCACGGUGAUCGGUGUAGGGAUCUCACUUGGUUGUGGAACUCCUCCGCGGCAUAUCCCCAUUCAAGAAUGAGUUGA
Molecule: messenger RNA, 588 nt
Organism: Drosophila biarmipes
Lineage: Eukaryota; Metazoa; Arthropoda; Insecta; Diptera; Drosophilidae
Exons: 1
Coding region: 1-588 (195 amino acids)
Source: RefSeq, a predicted model, not a curated record